GUGUCAGCCCAAACACCGGACACGCAACGAACAACGGAAUCGGGCGAGAUCACAGCUGCGCUUUACGCAGUGAAGACGGCCCCCAUCGACGCACCCCUGCACCUAAUAGGCGAAACGAACGCACUAAGCGACAACCUGGUGAAAGACCUUCAGAAGUGGGAGAAUCGCGGGUGGAUAGAGGUCCCAAACGCCCCACUGCUGCGAGCCGUCACGGCAACUAUACGAAAACGAUGCGCAGUAACAACCUUCAGUAAAGCGGCAACAGAGGACGACUGGAAGCAAAUGGAAAAAGCCCGGGACAAAGCAAAGGCCGCACGGCAGGGAACACAGCCCGACGCGAUCGAGACCCAGAUAGACCCAGUGUUCAACGUAUCCGGAGCAAGACUCGACCUGAUGACGCAGAGAUUAGCAUAUCGGGGAAUACGUGAAAGAAAACAGACAACGGAACGCCGAGGCACUGCAGCGAACAUCAGCAAGAUAAAGAACAGCCUAAGAGAGCGGACAGGGGAAGAACACCAUGAAGCCGACAUCUGGCGAAGCAUACGGUCAAAAGACAUAAGAAGACAAGUCGGAGACUUCCUGUGGAAAAGCAUCCACGAGGCCCAUAGGUGCGGCACCUACUGGAAAAAGAUCCCAGGAUAUGAGGACCGGGGCACGUGCAGAACGUGCGGCACGACAGACACCCUGGAGCACAUACUGACAGAGUGCCGAGCACCCGGGAGGCGUGAGAUAUGGCGCCUGGCGAAGGAAUUAUGGAAGAAAAAAGACAAGACCGGAGCCUGGACCCCAAUAAAGAUAGAGGACGUACUAGGAGCAGGACUGAGGACGUGGCGGAAUGCUAAAAACAAACGGCGACCCUACGCGGAAAGACUAUGGAGGAUAUUAGUGACUGAGUCCGCCUACCUUAUAUGGAAGCUAAGAUGCGAGAGGGUAAUAGGCCAUGGUGAAGACGAGAACUGGACGCACCCGGCAAGAGCGAUCCGGGCAAGAUGGGUACACGCUAUAAACGAGAGGCUCCGCCUAGACAUCGCCAUGACGCACCGUCGUUUCGGACGGAUGGCCCUAAGCACUGACCUUGUGCUAGGAACCUGGAACGGCACGCUAAGAGAUGAAAGCGCGUUCCCCGAUGACUGGACACAAUGCAACUGGGUUUUAGUGGGUAUUGACCCCAAAGACCGCGAACAGCGGGACGCGGGGUAA
Fomitopsis serialis is the source of this 1200-nucleotide messenger RNA. RefSeq lists its product as uncharacterized. The annotation marks the transcript as partial. Gene Ontology annotation, molecular function: nucleic acid binding. The transcript has a single exon. NCBI's taxonomy places the organism in Eukaryota, Fungi, Basidiomycota, Agaricomycetes, Polyporales, Fomitopsidaceae. The record is from RefSeq and is a predicted model, not a curated record.